AUUAUUACUUGUUUUAUCUUACGUUUCAGGAAAUUACAGAGGAUAACAACAUGGAGAUGAAGCCGCAGGAUGGUAGAAGGAGUCCCCCCCACAGGGAAGUGCCCCCAGUCGUGGGGCUGCUGCUGGCCAUGGCUGUCAUGAACGGGCUCCUCUACCUCUGCCUCGAUCGCUUCUUCAUCGCCCCCCGGCGUUCCGCCCUGGACCCCCAGCACUGUCCCUAUGGUCACUUCAGAAUGGGACAGAUGAACAACUGCUCAGCAUGGCUGUCCUGUGAGGAGCUGAGGACAGAAGUGAGGCAGCUGAAGCGUGUUGGGGAGGGAGCCGUGAAGAGAGUGUUUCUGUCCGAGUGGAAGGAACGCAAAGUCGCUCUCUCUCGGCUCACCAGUCUGGAGAUGAAAGACGAUUUCCUCCACGGACUGCAGAUGCUGAAAUCUCUGCAGAGCAAACAUGUGGUCACGCUGCUUGGCUUCUGUGAAGAUGACAACACUAUUCUCACCGAGUAUCACCCCUUAGGGUCCUUGAGCAGCCUGGAAGCGACACUCAACCUUUCCAAGUACCAAGCCGUGAACACCUGGCAGCAGCGGCUGCAGCUGGCCAUGGACUACGUGGGCAUCAUCCACUACCUGCACCACAGCCCCCUGGGCACGCGGGUCAUGUGCGACUCCAACGACCUGCCCAAGACGCUGUCCCAGUACCUGCUGACCAGUAACUUCAGCAUCGUGGUGAACGACCUGGACGCGCUGCCCCUGGUGAACCACAGCGCCGGGGCGCUGGUGAAGUGCGGCCACAGGGAGCUUCACGGGGAUUUCGUGGCUCCGGAGCAGCUGUGGCCCUAUGGAGAGGACGUACCUUUUCGCGACGAUCUCAUGCCCUCGUACGACGAGAAGAUCGACAUCUGGAAGAUUCCCGACGUCUCCAGUUUCCUUUUGGGGCACGUCGAAGGGAGCGACAUGGUCCGAUUCCAUUUGUUCGAUAUCCACAAGGCCUGUAAGAGCCAGACUCCUGCAGAGAGGCCCACCGCGCAGGCCAUUCUGGACACUUACCAGAAGGUUCUGAAUUCACUCAGAGACACCGUGACGUCUCAGACCAGAGAAAUGCUAUGAAGACUAGUCCGGUCAGUGAGGGGUGCGAGUUAAGGAACAGCAGUUCUGCUCUGACAGUGAGCUUGCUGCUGUUCAGCCAGGUGGCUCCUCCGCUGGACCCACGUGCACAUGUGAGUGGCUGCCUCUGCUGGCCACCGGGGCGGAAAUUGCUAAGACAGAGCAACCGACGUGAUCUAAGUCUGGCUUCACUUCUAACGCUGACUGCUCCCAGGAGAAGAUGCAGAGAAGCCGUGAAUCUGACCUGUAUCUGAAAGAAGUAACUACAGAAAGAUGUAGCUGGAAAGAGCCUUUCCCUGACCUAAUAACUGAGUUUGUAAGCUUGUAAGAAAGGUAGAUAGAGACGAUUUUUAAAUGGCAGUAUAUGAAAGAAGCAUAGAGUAGUUCUCCAAGGAAUUUUCUUUCCUCUGUUUUGGAUGGCAAUCAACAUACCAGGUCCUGGGAGUAUCCCUGGUCUGCUUCACUUUGUAUGGGUGGGGCCACCCUUACUGUUUUAAGUGAUUGCUCUGUGAAGCUCCAGUGCCAUCCUCCUUCCUAGGAGCUUAAGGAGAACUACGAUGGCAUGCUCUUUGAAAUUUGUUUUUUAAUAUAUUUUUACUAGAGGCCCGGUGCACGAGUUUGUGUACAGGUGGGAUCUUGCCAGCCAGCCCCAAACGGGGUGGGUGCGGCCCACUGGGGGUGGGACCAGGGGGAGGGGUCGAGGGCGGUUGGCUGGUUGGCCCCGCCCCCUGGUCAAACUUCCGGUUGAACGCCCAUCGAGGGGACAAUUUGCAUAUUAGCCUUUUAUUAUAUAGGAUUGAUUUC
Molecule: messenger RNA, 1904 nt
Organism: Myotis lucifugus (little brown bat)
Lineage: Eukaryota; Metazoa; Chordata; Mammalia; Chiroptera; Vespertilionidae
Gene: POMK
Product: protein-O-mannose kinase
Exons: 2
Coding region: 51-1103 (350 amino acids)
Biological process (GO): protein O-linked glycosylation; carbohydrate phosphorylation; protein phosphorylation
Cellular component (GO): endoplasmic reticulum membrane
Molecular function (GO): ATP binding; carbohydrate kinase activity; protein kinase activity
Source: RefSeq, a predicted model, not a curated record